Molecule: messenger RNA, 1473 nt
Organism: Melampsora larici-populina 98AG31
Lineage: Eukaryota; Fungi; Basidiomycota; Pucciniomycetes; Pucciniales; Melampsoraceae
Exons: 4
Coding region: 1-1473 (490 amino acids)
Source: RefSeq, a predicted model, not a curated record
AUGUCAACCAACAACAUCGGAGACACAGCAUCACGACUAAACGCCCUAAACGCAACCAGUGGAAAUUUAGCAGAGCCAUCCAAUGCUACCACAGGCGGACCCAGUGCACAAGUGGGGAAUUCGAACCACGUAGCACUCAACAGGGAAAGGGGGAUUCCAGCCCCGUUGUACAAUAAGCAAUCUCUAAUCUCCAGCUAUCUCACCAGAGAAAAAGAUAGUUCAGGGCAACCGGGCGAACAAGGGUUAAACAAUAAUCCCAACAAGCAAAUCAACAACAACCCAACACAAAGCAAGGGAAAUGCAACCGAGUCAGGCACUAUUACCCAAAAGAAUGGAAAUGACCCCAAGCAAAGCCAAAACAACGGUGAAAGCUCAAAGAACCCACCGAGCAAUGCGGCUGAAAAAGGGAAUACCAAGCAUACCCAAGACGCCAUAACCAUCGAUGAUUGCUUAUCAACAACCGAGAACAGGUACAUUGAAGAAUUCGGUGGGACAACCAUCCUUCCGAAGAUCAAAAAGACAAACCCCGCUAUGGGCGAGGAAGAAAGGAAAAAGUUGUUACACGAAUACCAAAUCAGACUGGCUGAACACAACUUACUACUCAAAGAAUCAGCAAAGUUAGCUGGAAUCCCACUCGUAGACCCCUCCUCAACCAUUAUUGAAGAUGGCUCAACUUCCCUACCUAACGGUUCCUUCGAAGAAGGAGGCUUGUCUUUCGAUUUCGGAAAAGCACCUGACGCUAGCUCUUUAGGCCUUCCUUUGUACUUCCACAAAAAUAUGCAAGUUCUUCAAGGAUCUCUACCGCUAACAAUCUUCAACAAAGAUUGGCAACAAGCGGCAUCAGAUAAUCAUACGGAUUACAAAAAGAAUGAUAAAGAAGUGGAAAAGUACAGAGGUCAUCCUUACCCCGGAGAGUGGUCCCAAUCCCGGUUCAAAUGGAAUGAAAACUUCGAUAAUCUAGUUGAGACCUGCAGAAAAGUAUAUAAAUAUGCUAAAUUUGCCAACGCCCUAGAAGUCCACAAAAGGAACGUCAUUAGGAUCUUCAAAGACCAACGAUCAUGGGUCAUCGCAUUCCGUUAUGAUCUGACCAUAAGGAAAGCAACGUUUGCAGUUCGAAACCCUACAGAUAAAAUUCCUAACCCAGCUUUAGAACCAUCUGGCCUCGUCGAUGAAGUCUACUAUUCCGCAAGAGCUCAAGGAGACCUGAACUCAGACGAUAACCCUUACCGGAAAGGAGGCCCCAAAUUUGGCAGAAACCCUUACGCAGACACCACGACUGACCUAAACCCUACCCAGUCUAACCACUACGUUUCUGUAGCUGGCCCCUCUAGGCAAAACAAUACCGGAAGAAACCAAGCCAAGAAUCAAGGACCUUAUGGAAACUACAGAGGAAAGAACUUUAACCCAAGCUACAAAAGGCCAGAUGGGACGAAGUUAGACGGGCUGAAAGGAAAAGGGAAGGAGAGAAGGUAG